Messenger RNA from Parasteatoda tepidariorum (common house spider), 1359 nucleotides. NCBI's taxonomy places the organism in Eukaryota, Metazoa, Arthropoda, Arachnida, Araneae, Theridiidae. The record is from RefSeq and is a predicted model, not a curated record.
AUGGGUUUAAAUUGCAUUGGGCAGGAAACUGUCACCCACGGACUUUUUGGAGGUAUUGAAAAUACUGAACAACAUAAGCGGUAUAGUGUUAAGCUAACUAGCCUAGAUGAAAAAUUCAGCUGUGAAUUUGACGUAAUGGAUCAGAAGCAGAUUUGUGCUCCUAUUCCUAAAUUAAGUGAUUCCAACUGUAAACAUGAAUUAAAAGGUAUGGGUAUUUUUGCAAGUGAUAUCGAAAUAAAAGGGAAUUCUUGUUUAUAUGAAAAAAACCCAAAUGAAAUUCACAUACUUAUUGGGGCAGAUCUUGCAAGUACCUUGCUAACGGGGAAUAUUAAACAUCUAUCAGGAGGGUUAGUAGCUGCGAAUACGCGUCUUGGGUGGACAGUGCUGGGAAAAUCUGUACGAGAAAACGCAUUUAAUACUCCUCAGUUAUUAUUAACUUUACAUGUAGAUUAUGCUAAAAUAUCGGAUCUCUGGGAGUUAGAUUCUUUAGGAAUUCACGAUAUGAGUGAAAAACAAACAAAAACAGAAACACAAGAAAUUGUUCUAAAGCAUUUCCAAGAAACAUUAACCAGAGAUCAAAGCGGUAGGUACCAGGUUUGUUUACCUUGGUUGGAGGGUCGUGUAACAUUGUCGGAUCAUAAAGAAUUGGCCAAGAAAAGGCUUAGCAAUACCGUGCAAUCGCUUAAUUGUAGUAAUAUGUUAAAGGCGUAUCAAGAUGUAUUUAAUGAGUGGGAAAAAGAAGGCAUUAUAGAGCAGGUUUUGUCAGAUCAAAGCAAUAUAAAUAAAGCAGAGUCCACUGAGCACUUCUUACCACAUAGACCAGUCAUCAAAGAGAAUUCAACGACUAAAAUUCGUCCCGUGUUUGAUGGGUCAGCUAAAACUCGUAAUUCCUUAUCGUUAAAUGAGUGUAUUGAAAAGGGGCCAAAUUUGAUAGAGCUAAUACCAUCAGUUUUAAAUCGUUUUAGAUGGGGUAAAAUCGGUGUUAUAGCCGAUAUUCGCAAAGCCUUUUUACAAAUAAGCCUGCAAGAAAGUGAUAGGAAUUUUUUGAAGUUUUUAUGGUGGAGAGACGGUGACCCUCGCAAAUUAAUUACUUACAGGCACUGUCGCGUUGUUUUUGGUGUUUCGUGCAGCCCUUUUCUGCUAGCUGCCGUUUUAAACCACCAUUUGGAAAACGUACCUGAAAACUUGAAGCAUUUGGCUAAGAAACUAAAAGACUCCAUGUACGUGGACAAUUGUGUAGCAAGCGUUGAUUCUGUUGCAGAACUAGAAUAUUUUCGAUCAGAAUCUCAAAAACUGCUAGCAUCUGCAAAAUUUGACUUGCGUGGCUGGAUAGAUAAUGCACACACUUCAGAAUAUAAA